Messenger RNA from Callorhinchus milii (elephant shark), 1049 nucleotides. Its product is annotated as protein B4. Gene Ontology annotation, cellular component: nucleosome. The record is from RefSeq and is a predicted model, not a curated record. NCBI's taxonomy places the organism in Eukaryota, Metazoa, Chordata, Chondrichthyes, Chimaeriformes, Callorhinchidae. The coding region runs from base 1 to 942 and encodes 313 amino acids. The transcript is spliced from 4 exons. Gene Ontology annotation, molecular function: DNA binding. Gene Ontology annotation, biological process: nucleosome assembly.
AUGGCAGGUGGAGUGUCCAUUAGGGUCAAAGGGAUCCUCGGAGCUUAUAAACGCCCUCCCACAAUGCAGAUGGUGAUUUGUGCCUUGAAGAGCAACAACGACCGAAGAGGAACCUCUGUCCAGGCUAUAAAGAACUAUAUUCUUUUCACGUACCCAACCGUAGACCCCGUUCGCCUCAAGACCUCCCUGAAACAAGCCCUGGAUAAAGGAAUUAAAAGCGGGAUCCUUGUCAGGCCUGCACAUUCCAAAGCAACCGGAGCCACGGGCAGAUUCAGGCUUCCAGCGAAGAGGGCCGUCCAGAAAUCCGGUGAGGACACUGGUGAAAAUGCUGACCCAAACAUUCAUUCACCAAUUAAGGAACCCGCUAAAAAGAUCACGAAAGGGGAGAAGCCAAAAGCAAAGAAAAAUCAACCCACAAAAGUUCCUGGUUUAUCCAAGGCAGAAAAAUCUGAAGCCAUGAGCAGAGGACAACAGGAGAAAGUUGAAAAGCAAUCUGAUCAGGAGGUCCCUGGGGUCUCCAAACCCAAAAAGCCGGCGAAAUCCGAGAACGUCAAGAAAAAAACGGACAAGGUCAAAUCGGCUGCAACUUCGAAAUCCGAAGUAAAGACUUCAGAGGCUAAGAAAUCGGCGACGAAAGGCAAAGUGAAAGGCAGAACGAAAGCCAAGGAACAAUUGGACACAGUCGCCGAAGCCUCAAUCUCGAGCUCUUCCAGCAAAGGAAAGCACCCAAAGGAAGUUACCGCUGCCCCCGGCAAACAGCCGAUAAGAAACCGGAGUAAAAAGGAAGGUCAGGGACAGUCAACGAAAGCCUCUUCUCAGGAUCCUGCAGAAUCCGGUGUUAAAAGAGAUGAGAAGGUGUCAAAGGAGCCGCCAGCUUCAGGUAUUCCGGUCAGGGAAGGGGCUAAAAGCAAAGUGAGAAAGGGGGAGUCAAAAGAUGACUAGGCUGAUGGGUCGGGUGGGGAUUAUGGGCUCUUAUUCUCGCUCCUUUUUUGUAAAUUCUUAAUGUGUUCUGAAAGCAGAUGAUGAUGAUGAUGAUGAUUUUGAAUUAU